CAAUUUAUUGUUAAAUUCCACAGCAAACAGUAGAUUCCACUGAAUUGUAAGUGACUUUCGUUAACAUAACGCCUAAUUCCUCCGGAUUAAAUAUAAUCGGCUUUUGAUAGACCGGAUCAGUCCGAAAAAGGCACCAAGUUUAUCCUCACUAGACCCCCACUGAGUAAAAUAUCUCCCUGAGCGGAGAGUCCAGUUUGGACAGAGAGUAAUCAUUAACAUACCAGCAAUGUAUGCAAAAUCGUGACAAGACAAAUUGUCCAUUGAACAAGAAAUUUUUUACGCUUGACUGGCUUUGUGUUUGUCUCAGUUCGAUACGCAAGGUUUCUCCACAGUUGUUGUGGUUUUUCCCUCAAAUGCCUCUCAGACACCGUACCUCUGCGAGAAUUAGCCAUUCCGCGUGGGUUAAGUGAAGGAAUUUUGAUAGACAAGGGUAUUUUAUUACACCACUAUAAUCGCCUUCGUGCGCAGAGUGCGUGUCAACGUGAGAAAUCUUCCAUCGGGUUGUAAAUGAAAGUUUGUGCUUCAGAUCAUACAAGGAAUACUUUCCUCUGUUUAGGAAAUGAGGAAUCCUACAGGUAGUCAUCGUGAUGCUCCACUCACUGUCAGCUUUCCAGUUCCGAAGAAGGCAGCAAACAAACUUCGCAGCUUGGCGAUUUCCAAGGAUCGUCGCCUGCUUGAUCUGGGUGUUUUAGCUGUGCAGAUCAAUGAAGGAGAAAGCAUUGUUCUUGGGAUUAAGCUGGGAAGGCGAAAACUGAAGAGAACGGAAGUGGAAUCCAACAAAACUAAGGGAAAUGCUUGUAAAGGAAGAAUAACAAAGAGGCAUUCGUCGUUGCGUAAUUUGGGGACUGUUCACCAUAUGCCGACAUCUUUGUCGCAUGCAGACAAACCGGCAACCGCGCAAAUAACAUCGUUCUCUUCAUCUAAUCACAAGGACGAGAAGAGUGCAAGCAUAAGAGCAGGUAAAUCUAAUGGAGAUGCUCCGGCAAAUGAAUUAUUCAGCAGCAUGAUCUCGGGCACAAGCGACAAAUCUACGAAUGGCUCCAAUUUUCAACUAUCGGAUUACAAAACUCGUAGUGACAAUAGAGUUCUGUCAGUGAAUGGAGUACUAAGUUCCUCCAAAAACAAAGAAUCUAGGCUGGAUAUAUCGCACAGUAAUGUUGGCUUAGCGAGUGGUAGAGGUUUUUCGAGUUCAGAGUCAAACUUACGGAAGUCUAGUAGCGGAACUCGCAGAAAUAGCCGCGAGACACCUCCAAGUCCUGCUGUGAUUUCUGGAAGCAGAUUUUCAGCAGAUCGGCGUUUAUCUUCUCCUAACGGUCAAAGAGCCAACAGUGCAAGUCCUUGGUCAGAAACAAGUAGCACUAGCUCGGAUGAAAAUCUGGAAGAGGAAGUUCGUCAGCUGAUUUACAACUGCUACAUGGAUCAAAGCAAAUACAGUGCUGCAGACAUGUUAAAACAGCUAGCUAAAGCACAUACAGGCACUAAAGAAACCAGCAACUCUACCAUGGGAAAUACUUCUGUUUCUUCAUCUGAAGUCAAAACUGUAACUGUUACUCCAAAAUCUAGCUCAAAUAGUAGUAUUUUACUAGGGCAACCCAGAAUCUCAUUGAGCAACAAGAGAGCAGCAAUAACUGGAAGUUACCGUGAGCAUGUGAAGAAUAUCCGUUGUUAUUCUCUCACGUCCCUUUCUACGAACACAGUAACAGUGAACUCUACUUUGAAUGUACCAUCCAGUACAAAUUCACAAGCAGAUACAUCCCAGAGUUGCAAAGGGAGUAUCACAACCAAUUCACUGAGUUUUGGAGAAAGAAAUUUACCCACGAAACCUACUACCCACUCUACAUCAUCUAAGGCUUGUACAUCCUCCCAAACACUAAACAUUCUUACAAGCUCUUCUCAAACAACACCAGCCUAUCAUGGAGCACGCAAAGUAUUGUGGUCAGGUGCAAAUGUUUUUCCAGUCAACAGAUCAACUUUAGGAUCUUCCUUAGAAACUCCCUCUAGCGAGACUGCAACUUCACUUUUGCAAGCAUCAAAAAACAAUUCACCAUCCAUUUUUGCACAGAUUAAUGCCGCAACUUCUUCUCAGACAACCACAUCAGUACCCUUUGAGAUAAAGAAUUCUGUCUACAUCUCUAACAAAGUUCCUGAAGAGGAACUGGCUAAAGAGAGCAAAGUGUUGCAGAGUGACUUGAAAACAGUCAUAAUGAAAACUCCAGCAUUGGCCCUUGAUUCACAAGAAUCAGUAUCCCUAGCUAAGCCAAUUACCAACAGUCCACAAGCUGUAAAGCCUGUAGCAUCUCCAAUUGUCCCACAGGAUGGUAACAGCGUUCAAACAGUGAGCCAAGGAACCAAAUAUGUGCAAAAUCUGACUCUUGCAAGGUCAGCCUUGCCGGCUGCUAAUGUUGUUAUUGCUGGAACAAACACUCAAACAACUUGGUCCAAUCAGCAAGUUUCUCCAACAUAUUUUUUAGGUCCACAAACACAGUAUGGUAUCUACCCAGCAAUGUAUAACACAGAUGUUAACAACAACCAACUGGCACAGCAGGCAGUUCCAGCUGGAUACCCUUUGAAUUAUGUUUAUCCUAUCAGUAUUGUGUACCCUUAUCUGUCAGUAGCACAACCCAGUGGUGCUAAAAAUCCUGAUGGUGAGGAAGUCAAACAGGAGAAAGGAGAUACAGAUGUGGAGAAAUUAGACACAUCUGUUUCAUGUGGAGCUGCAGCAACGCCAAGGAACGAUUCUUCAAUGUCAGUUCAUCAAGGAAACAGUUUGAACACUGCUGGUUUGGUUUCAACCAACAGUAACACAGCUCCUGUGCAGACACAGUUUAUUGACCUGGCAAGCUCCAUGAGAUACUGGCAACAGCUCAAUUUACUGUACAGAAGUAGACUGCAAGCACUAACUCCUGGCAGCCUCUCAAAUGUCGCUGCAGUGCCUUCCAAUCCAGCAAAUAUAACCUCUGCAGCUGUGACAUCAACUUCUGAUUCAAGUUCAGUUGUUUGUGGAACAGCUGUGGGGUCUAGUCCACAGGAAUUUCCAUUUUCUAAGUCAGAACUGUCACAUUCAAACAUUUCCAGAAGUUCUUACUCUGAAAUCUUGAAGAAGGUGAAACCUGAAGAGGGAUCUGAACUAGGACAAAGUGACUUAAAGGAGUUAACCAAUGACAGACCUUCAGUCAUCGUGGCAGCUUCAUGUAAGGACAAUGCUGUUAAGAUGGAAAACAAUCAAAAUGGGACACAGAAUGAAGGCCAAGAGCUUAAAGAACUGAAUGAAACAUUUUCUCCUAAAUUUCUCCCUGGAAAAUUGCAGCACUUUUCCAAUGAAGAUCUGGCAGAAGGAAGUAGUCAUGUUUCAACUCCAACUCUGAGCUUUGUCCAUGACAGUUCCAUAGCAUAUGUGAACAUUGGGAACAGCAAUGGUAAUGGAUACAGCCAUGCAAGCUACAGUGGGAAUCUUGUGGGAACAAGAAGAUCAUCUUUGGAAGGUCAAGAGGAUUCUAUUAUUCGGCCUGCAAAGAGGAAAAAAGCCAAGAGAUCGUUAUAACAUCUUUGUUUUAAUAUAAAAAUAUAUUUUUCAUACGCUAAAACUGAUUAAAACCUUAUAUGUCCUCACAAAAUUAGUUUUAUAGGUAUAUAGACUAGGUUGAAUUAUGUUAUGCUUAUAGUAAUACUCUAUAGAAU
Messenger RNA from Pocillopora damicornis (cauliflower coral), 3678 nucleotides. RefSeq lists its product as uncharacterized. The record is from RefSeq and is a predicted model, not a curated record. Lineage: Eukaryota; Metazoa; Cnidaria; Anthozoa; Scleractinia; Pocilloporidae.